This is a messenger RNA of Arabidopsis lyrata subsp. lyrata, 1202 nucleotides long. Its product is annotated as dirigent protein 17. NCBI's taxonomy places the organism in Eukaryota, Viridiplantae, Streptophyta, Magnoliopsida, Brassicales, Brassicaceae. The record is from RefSeq and is a predicted model, not a curated record.
CGAAUAAAGUUGUUGGCGUUGCCAAACAAAGCGUCUGUCUUUUAUCUAGUGAAAACCUCCCGCAUCCGUCGCCGCCGUACACUCGACACGAAUAACGGUUGCCAAAUCUCUUCCAUCCUAUUCGCCGAGCGACUAUAUUCGACUGAUAUUGAAGAUAGCUCAAAAAUGGAGAACACUGGGAGCAUUAAGCAAGAAGCACCGUCUCUUCCUCCGGGGAUCUUCGAGAUACCGGGGGAGCCUGCGGUUGUUAUCAAUGGUGUGCCUGAUGAACCGCAAACAGAUUGUAUGAUUGCCAAAGAUGAACCAAUAUCAAGUGGCACUGUAGGAAGCGGCGAAUGGCUUGUGGGUAGAGAAGUUCGGAAGUUUUUUUUGGGUCACUACUAUUCUGGUAUGGUGACAAAGUUCGAUAAACAAUCGGGAUGGUACAGAGUUGAAUAUGAAGAUGGGGAUUCUGAAGAUCUUGACUGGUCUGAGCUAGAAGAGGUGCUUCUUCCUUUGGAUACCAAGAACUCCAACACAAAAGGGUCGGCUUAUGCGCAGAGUCAAUAUGGUGAAGCAGGACAGAAAGUGAAGGCACCGUAUCCAGGAUAUAAACCGGAGAAGCUAACCUCAACAACAGUGAAGGCACCGUAUCCAGGACAUAAACCGGAGAAGCUAACCCCAGUGGUUGACGACAUAUUGACGGUGGGGCCUGAAAUUAGCUCAGAGGAAGUUGGGAGAGCCCAAGGAAUUUUUGCAGCGACCGACCAGAAUAAGUUUAGUCUGCUUAUGGCUUUCAACUUGGUUUUCACCAAGGGUGAAUUUUCGGGCAGCACGGGGUCGAUGUAUGGCCGGAAUCCGAUAAUGUCAAAGGUGAGAGAGAUGCCGAUCAUCGGAGGUACGGGAGCUUUUAGGUUUGGUAGAGGAUAUGCGCAGGCCAAGACUUUUACGUUCAAUACUACCAGUGGAAAUGCUGUGGUCGAGUAUAAUGUCUAUAUCUGGCAUUAAUUAUUAUUGACUCCCUAGUGCUUUUCCAUUUUUACGUGACAAAAGGAACGUUUUGGUUGAAUACAAAAAUAAAUGAAUGGUUAGUGGAAUAAAUGGUUUUUUUGCUGUUGAAUUGAUAUUGUGAUUUUGAUGUAUUUUAUUGUAAGAAACUGUGGUAAAAAGUUGUAUUUUAUGUGGCGAAUUGUUGUGAAGUUAUAAUCUAUUGUGUUUCAAAA